AUGCCUAAUCACUCUGCCCAAGAGGGGAGCCCUAAGGAGGCUGGAGCCGGAGCCCUGCAGGCCAGAUCCCAGGAAACAGUGGCCUUCCGGGAUGUAGCUUUGGACUUCACCUGGGAGGAGUGGAGAUGCUUGAGUCUUGCUCAGAGGGAGCUCUACAGAGAUGUGAUGCUAGAGAACUACAGGAACCUGGUCUCCCUGGGACUUCUUGGCCCCAAGCCAGACCUCAUCUCCUGGUUGGAACAAAGGGAAGAGCCUGAGAUCUGGGAUCCCCUGGGAUGGGCUGCAGGAGGCACCUGUUCUUGUGAAGGAGGAGCCAGGGGAUGGAGCCACUCUACUCCUCACUUAUGUGCCGCUGUCUUUGGGGCAUUAGAUGGUGCAGAUCAGCUAAUGCAGAUGGAAGCUAAACUGUUUAAAUGUAAGGACUGUGAAAAGAUCUUCUCCAGCCACACAUGCCUUAUUAAUCAUAAAAGGAUUCAUUGUAGACAUAAACUCUUUGAAUAUGAGGAAUGUAGGAAGGCCGUCAAGCAAAGCUCACCUCUUGUUCAACACCAGAGAGUUCGUAGUGAAGAAAAACCUUAUAAAUGUAAGGAAUGUGGAAAGGCCUUCAGACACAACUCAGUCCUUGUUCAACAUCAGAACAUUCACUCUGGAGAGAAACCGUAUCAGUGUAAGGAAUGUGGGACAGCCUUCAGCCAGAAGUCAUACCUUACCAAACAUCAGAGUAUUCACACUGGAGAGAAACCUUAUCAAUGUAAGGAGUGCGGGGCAGCCUUUAGACAAAGGUCAUACCUAACUAAACAUCAUAGAAUUCACACUGGAGAGAAACCUUAUCUGUGUAAGGAAUGUGGGGCGGCCUUCAGCCAAAAGUCAUACCUAACUAAACAUCAAAAAAUUCAUACUGGAGAGAGACCUUAUCCAUGUAAGGAGUGUGGAGCAGCCUUCAGGCAGAAGUCACAUCUCAAACAGCAUCAGAGAAUUCAUGCUGGAGAGAAACCUUACCCAUGUAAGGAGUGUGGGACUGCCUUCAGUCAGAGGUCAUACCUUACUAAACACCAGAGAAUUCACACUGGAGAGAAGCCUUAUUCAUGUAAUGAAUGUGGGAUAGCCUUCAGCCAGAGGUCAUACCUUACUAAACAUCAGAGAAUUCACACAGGAGAAAGACCUUAUCAGUGUAAGGAAUGUGGAGCAGCAUUUAGGCAGCGGUCACACCUCAUUCAUCAUCAGAGAAUUCAUACUGGAGAGAAGCCUUACAAAUGUGGGGAAUGUGGGAAGGCUUUUAGGCAGAACUCAGUCCUUGUCCAACACCAGAGCAUUCAUGCUGAAGAGAAACCUUAUCAGUGUAAGGGAUGUGGGAAAGCUUUCAAUUGCAAAUCACACCUCACUCGACACCAGAAAAUUCAUACGGGAGAGAAGCCUUAUAAAUGUCAGGAGUGUGGGAAGGCCUUCAGCCAGAAGUCAUACCUUGCCAUACAUCAGAGAAUUCACACUGGAGAGAAACCUUAUCAAUGUAAGGAAUGUGGGACUGCAUUUAGGCAGAGAUCACAUCUCAUUCAACACCAGAGAAUUCAUACUGGAGAAAAACCUUAUAAAUGCAGGGAAUGUGGAAAAGCCUUUAGGCAGAACUCUGUCUUUAUUCAGCACAGGAAGGUUCAUACUGAAGAAAAACCGUAUCAGUGCAAAGAAUGUGGGAAGUCCUUUAGGCAAAACUCAGUCCUUGUUCAACAUCAGAGAAUUCAUACUGAAGAAAAACCUUUUCAAUGCAAGGAAUGUGGGAAGGUCUUCAGGCAGUACUCAGUCCUUGUUCACCAUCAGAGAAUUCACACUGGAGAAAAACCUUAUGAGUGUAUCAGAUGUGGGAAGGCCUUCAUCCGGAGAUCAGACCUGAUUUCCCAUCAGCUGAUUCACACUGGAGAGAAACCAUAUAAAUGUAGGGAAUGUGGGAAAGCCUUCAGGUGUGUUCUACAGGACAGGAAUUGCGUCACUCUUGUCUUCAGUAACCUCCAGUGGCUCCUCAUGACCACGGAGAUCAAGUUCAAGACCCCCAUUUGGAGUGCAAAGAUUGUUAUGCCUUGGUCUCGAAUCAAGCAUAACUUCCCCAUGGGCCAUUUGGAGCUCUUCAAAGCUGGCCUCUUCCUACCUUUUUGGGCUUUCAUGUGA
This is a messenger RNA of Gracilinanus agilis (Agile Gracile Mouse Opossum), 2157 nucleotides long. RefSeq names its product zinc finger protein 260-like. Bases 1 to 2157 code for a protein of 718 amino acids. NCBI's taxonomy places the organism in Eukaryota, Metazoa, Chordata, Mammalia, Didelphimorphia, Didelphidae. The transcript has 8 exons. The record is from RefSeq and is a predicted model, not a curated record. Gene Ontology annotation, biological process: regulation of DNA-templated transcription.